This is a messenger RNA of Cydia amplana, 819 nucleotides long. Its product is annotated as splicing regulator SDE2. Lineage: Eukaryota; Metazoa; Arthropoda; Insecta; Lepidoptera; Tortricidae. The record is from RefSeq and is a predicted model, not a curated record. The transcript has a single exon. Bases 82 to 807 code for a protein of 241 amino acids. Gene Ontology annotation, cellular component: nucleus.
CUCAUUUCGUUUUGUACACAUUUUCUAAAUAUCACCAAUAAGUUUAAUUAAAAGUAGUCAUUAAAUAAUUGUUUCAUCAAAAUGCCGUGCCAGAUUUACUUCGAGGACACCGUCGUAACGGAUAUGAACAAUGUCCACGAUGUGGCGUCAUUGAAGUGCAAUAUUUCUCAAAAAUAUGAUAUUCCAAGUGAAGAUCUAUUCGUGACUAUCAAUGGAAAGGCUGCUUCAAGUGAUUCCACAUUAGAAAACAUUGAUAAUGUGGUCAGAGUCUUCACAAAACUCGUCGGAGGCAAAGGUGGUUUUGGGUCAAUGUUACGUGCUAUCGGGGCCCAAAUUGAGAAAACCACAAAUCGUGAAGCUUGCCGCGAUCUAUCAGGGCGUCGUUUGAGAGAUAUUAACGAAGAAAAACGUCUCAGGAAGUGGUUGGAAGGGCAGGAUGAGAGAGAAAAAGAAGCGGCCGAGAGAAAGCAAAAGAAAUUAGAACGUCUUAUAGCCGAGCCUAAGAUUGACGUGAAUUUGCAUCCUAGCUACGAACGCGAGCGUCAGGAGCUGCCGGAGCGUGUAAGCGCGGCUUUAGAUGCUGGCUGGCAAGCGGCAGGGUCAUCAAAUGAGACUGGCCAGAAAAGAAAGCUUGUAGAAGAAAAAACUAAGGCCAAAAAGAAGAAGCUAUGGAUAGACGCGGAGUUGUCAGACUGUUCUUCGUUAAGUGAAGACGAGGAAGAAGAGGAAAGGAAAAGCCCGGUGCAGACUGUGUCUACGGACAGUGGGAAUGAGUCGGACAAGGUCUCGGAAAGCAGUAAAGUGUAGAUUUAACUGUGU